UAUUUCACGACCAUACGCUAGUAUGAGACUUAGUUUUUAUGACGUGUCAUAUUCAUUAAUGAUGUGACAUUACAUUUUAAUGACGUGAUUUUGUUGAUUUAGAUAAUUGACCUAUUCAAAUAGAUGUUUUUCAUUAAAACCUGUGAGAGAUCGAACCACAAACCAAAUGAUUAAGAUUCCAAUAUCUACCACUUCUGCCAAACCAUGUUAAUAAAAGUUAGCUAUAUUUAACAUGGGGACCAUAUAGCAUUGAAAUAUGAAAGCAACAUAUCAAAAACAGAUAUGAAAGAGAUCUACCCUUCAUUUGGUAGAUUAUUUCUGAGUUGUUGAAUGUUUGAUACUAUGCAUGUUUUGACAGUGAUGGGAAAGAAAGGAAAAUGGCUUAGGAAUCUAUUGACAGGGAAGAAAGACCACAAAGAAAAAUGUGGAAGUGGAAAUGAAAAUCCAACAACUCCAACCUCUAGCACAACUCCAAAGGAGAAAAGAAGAUGGAGUUUCAGAAGAUCAUCAGCUUCAAAGGAAAUGAAUGUUGCUGAAUCAAGUGUUACUUCUUCUGUGACAGUGAAAGUUGGAAUAGAUUCUUGUGAGAAUGAUCAUAGGAAGCAUGUCAUGGAUGUCAUUGCUGCUGAUGGUGUGAUCUUUCUGAAUUCUUGUUCCAAUGGUAGAACUAGAAGGAGUAUUCAAAAGGCUGCUGCAAUUAAAAUUCAAUCUGUCUUUAGAUCCUACUUGGCAAGAAAGGCAUUGUGUGCUCUUAGAGGAAUAGUGAAGCUACAAGCACUAGUAAGGGGUCACUUGGUGAGAAAACAAGCAAAUGAGACACUAAGAUGCAUGCAGGCUUUGGUUAUAGCUCAAGCAAGAGCUUGUGCUCAAAGGGCUAGAUUGUUAUCAUCAGAAGAAAAGACUAAUCAAAAGCAUUCAACCUACAGAAAAUUCAAAGGGGACAAUUUGUUCAUACAUAUGUAUAAUGAAAUGGACAGAGGUUUGGAAGAGAAUAUAAAGACAGUGGAGAUGGAUGUUUGUGAAUCCAAAGGUAACUCAAGAGGAAGAAACAAAAGCACUUCAAAUCAUGCACAUUGUGAAUUGUAUGAACAUAGAUUUUCUACAUAUUAUUCACCAAAUAGUUCAUACUCAAAGAAAGAAAACUAUGAAGUAUUAUCACCUUCACCAUCAGCACUUACAGAACUGAGUCCAAGAGCAAGCAGUGGACAUAUUGAGGACUGUUCCUUCAGUACUGCACAGAACAGUCCUUAUUACUACUCAACAGUGUCAAGAGUAGAUAAUGAUUCAAAGCAACUUUCUUUUGCUUUCACUAGACAAGAAAAUGAAGAGUCCAUGUCUUAUGAUUAUCCAUUGUUUCCAAAUUACAUGGCUUAUACAGAAUCAUCAAGAGCUAAAGUCAGAUCACAGAGUGCACCGAAGCAAAGGCCGGACUCGUGUGAGAGGCAACCGAGCCGGAGAAGAGCUUCGGUGGAAGGACGUAAUGUUCCGAGGCUAGUGAGGAUGCAGAGAUCGUCUUCACAAGUUGGUGUCGCGGCACAAAACUACCAGUAUCCUCCAUGGUCAAUAAAGCUUGAUAGGUCCUCAGUUUCACUCAAUGACAGUGAGUGUGGCUCUACAAGUACAGCACUCACGAAUUCUAACUACUGCAGAUCUCUUGUUUCAUAUGAUCCUCAUGGACCAAGGUACUGACAAUGCAUACAAAGAGUAGACCUAUUCUUCAUGAGAAUCUUUCUCCUUGUACACUGUAAAACAAAUAACAAAGUUGGUCUUCAAAUUCUAGAUUCCUUGCAAGGGGAUUUAAUUUUAGUCCAGUUUUUGAAGAAUUUCUUCUUCCAUUAAUUAUCUAGUGCCAAAUUGUGGAUUACAAUGUGAGAAAACACUUUACAGGUUUCUGAACUGUGUAUAAAUUUUCCAUGUAGGGUAUAUUCCCUAACAGCCAUUAUUCUCCAGCAGUGCUUACUGUUUGCCUAAGGAAGAGUUUCUUUUCCUGAUCAUCUUCUGUGUAGGAAAUAUAGACAUGAGGAAUGGUGUUUUAAUAAAGGUACAAGGGGUAACAUAUUAAUACA
This is a messenger RNA of Cicer arietinum (chickpea), 2066 nucleotides long. RefSeq names its product protein IQ-DOMAIN 19-like. The record is from RefSeq and is a predicted model, not a curated record. Gene Ontology annotation, molecular function: protein binding. NCBI's taxonomy places the organism in Eukaryota, Viridiplantae, Streptophyta, Magnoliopsida, Fabales, Fabaceae.